AUGGACGACUUACUAGACUUGAGUUGGUCUGCUCCUUCUUCAUCUACUGUAAAGCAGCAACCUCCUCAAAAACCAGAAAAACCAAAAGAUGCAUUUGCCGACCUGUUAUCCUCUUCCACAGCAUCUAAACCUGUAGAUAUCUCUAAGCUUUCCUUGGUAGAGCGACAAAAACUGCAGCAACAGCAACAACAGCCGAGCAAUACAAGCUCUCCGUGGCUCACACCAACUCAAGGUACAACACCCCUCUCGCCAUCGAACCAUACCUCUGGAUAUAUACCUCCAUCAUCGUCGACAUUGGAAGCCAAGCAAACGCCCUCUGCCAACAAUACCAACGCAUCUUCGUUUGAAAAUUUGUUGGAUCCUUUUGGAAGCAGUAAGAGACAGACCGACGAUAGAAGCACGCCUUUAAACCAACUGCGCACGCAAACCUCGACACCGGUCUCUAACAACAAUGAAUGGGAUUUUGACCUUUUGGAUACCAAAUUGAAUGGCAAUGCGACCACCAACAGCACUUCCACACCUACUUCAGUCAUAGAUCCAUUUGAUGUAGACUCACUGGUGCAACAGCAGCAAACCAGAUCGCCUCAGGUAGCAACCACUCACGUUGCAGAACAGGAGGAUGAAGACGAUAAUCCUCUUGGCAUCUUGGCUCGACCAGCCAUUAAAUCGCCUCCAUUCACCGCUGCAUCACCAGAACCAGCAUCGCCUACACAGUCUCAUAGUUCUGUCAAUCAAGGGAGAAUCAUGUUGGAUGAGGAUCAGGAGGACGCAAUGCUGGCUCAACUCAUCGAAAUGGGAUUCAGCUUACAGGAGUCUAAAUUCGCCAUUGAAGCAACUGGUGGUCAAGGUUUGCAAUCAGCCGUCGAUUUGCUAGUCCAGAAUUCAGAAACUGCUCAAAGACAACAGCCUACCACAGCAGCUGUUCCUGCUCGUCCCAGUCAGCCCAUGUCACAAAACGAGCGUGCUCGCAAUACCCUGUUUGCUGAUGAGAAUGACAGCACUGCACCUGCGUCUCGUCGAUCACAACCAUCACAGCAACCCCGACCAAAGCACAGACAGCAAGAGUCUCAUGAUGAUUCACUGCAGGAAACCACUGAGAAAAUCGUAACUCAGGCUCAAGAAUUAGGCGGCUUUCUCUAUAAGAAUGCAACUUCCUACUUUAAAGCAGGCAGAGAAAAGGUGACAAAGGCAGUGGGCGAUUGGCAGGAACAACAAAGAGCACAGCGUUUGCAGCAAAUGCAUGACGAGCAAAGUGGCUCUGUGCGACCCAAGUGGAUGCAUGCUGGCGAUGACACGCUAGACAUGUCAAGCAAGUCGGUAGAGAAGUUUGCGGAUGACGAUGAUAGUGAGGAUGAGGCACAACAAAGCAUGGAGACAGAGAGAAGAAGACUACAAAAAAUGAGAAGAAUCCAGGAAACGAAACAACGCGAACAAGCGGCCGCUGCUCACAAGCAAAGACAACAGCAAAAGCUCAGAAAGGAUGCAUUAAUUGACGAUGAGCAAGAAACAUAUGUUUCUCCUUCGCGUCGCAGAGGCGGCAGUGGAAGAUCGACGCCCAGAUCCAAUGCCUCUCCUCAAUUGGAGCAACAAAAGUCAUCUACACCUUCCACGCCAAAAAAUAUUCGCUCACGUCCCAUUGUUAACGCGUCUCCUGAUGUCAUGGCCAGAGCAAAUGAGGCUAGAAACCAGGGCAACGAAAAGUUCAAGUUGGGUCAAUUUGGUGAAUCUGAGGAAGCUUAUACGCGUGCCAUUGAUAUUCUUCCCGACGAGCAUGACCAUCAAGUGCUUCUUUACAACAACCGAGCCAUGGCUCGCUUGAAGAUUGGACAUUACAAGAAGUGUGUUGAAGAUUGCGAUUUUGCACUUGGUUUAGCAAAACGCAGUGGUGAGGGCAGCACAAUCUCAGAAGGCGUUGUCAUUCAAUGGCGUGAUCAGAUCAUAAAAUCACUUUCCCGCAAGGCAGAAGCAUUAGAGAACAUUGAAAAAUACAAGGAAGCGCUUGCUACAUACGAUGAGCUACUAAAACACGAAGGCGGUGGCAAUCCCAAGGUGAAUCAAGGCAUGUCUCGAUGUAGACUAGCAUUAAACCCCAAGAAGAAAGCAUCCUCGACAGUCAAGAAGCCCGCGACACCUGUUGCUGAAGCCAAGAAAGAUAAUUUCAUGGCCAUGUUUGACCCUAAUGCACCUUCCACUAGCAGUACACCCACUACAUCAGAAGCAGAACUGAGUAAGAGUAAGGCUGUCGCUGCCAUGAGAGCCAAGGCUGCAGAACAAGAAGCAGAGGAUGCAGAGAAGCUGGAAAAAACAGACGAUGUCAAUGCUCGCCUGAUUGCCUGGAAGGCUGGCAAGGAACAAAACUUGAGAGCCUUGUUGGCUACCUUGGACACGUUACUAUGGCCCGGUGCUCAAUGGAAGGGUGCUCAAAUGAGUGAACUCAUUAACCCCAAGAAAUGUAAAAUCACCUACAUGAAGGCUAUCAGCAAAGUGCAUCCUGACAAGCUUCCAUCUGAUGUUACUGUGGAGCAACGCAUGCUAGCGAGCGGCAUCUUUGCCAGCUUGAAUGAAGCUUGGGAUUCUUUCAAGAACCAAAAUCAACUGUAG
This is a messenger RNA of Mucor velutinosus, 2601 nucleotides long. RefSeq lists its product as uncharacterized. The record is from RefSeq and is a predicted model, not a curated record. Gene Ontology annotation, cellular component: cytoplasm; vesicle; intracellular membrane-bounded organelle. NCBI's taxonomy places the organism in Eukaryota, Fungi, Mucoromycota, Mucoromycetes, Mucorales, Mucoraceae. Bases 1 to 2601 code for a protein of 866 amino acids. The transcript is spliced from 3 exons. Gene Ontology annotation, molecular function: clathrin binding. Gene Ontology annotation, biological process: clathrin-dependent endocytosis; clathrin coat disassembly.